Messenger RNA from Magallana angulata, 1397 nucleotides. Its product is annotated as protein lifeguard 1-like. The coding region runs from base 542 to 1300 and encodes 252 amino acids. Gene Ontology annotation, cellular component: membrane. NCBI's taxonomy places the organism in Eukaryota, Metazoa, Mollusca, Bivalvia, Ostreida, Ostreidae. The transcript is spliced from 10 exons. The record is from RefSeq and is a predicted model, not a curated record.
UUAAUUGCAAGUAUUUUAAUUUUCUUCUUAAAGAGAUAUUUUUUGCUUGUCCUUCAUUUUAGUACGAAAACAAAGCCAAUUUAAUUUAAGGAGUAAACCAUCUACAAACAUAUUAUUUGUAUUGAUUUUCUCAGUAUUACCUGAAAGAAUGUUCUGUAUUAGAGUUUUAGUUUCAACCCCACCUGAGACAAGAUGAUGGCCUAUGCACACAACUCAGCCUCAUUUUACACGGAAAUUUAGAUUUAUCUCCCGUGGUUCCGAUAUCUCCAAAUUUUGGAUAUUUUGUUGAUCAUUUCCUGAUCUGAAUUGGGGAAAAUUCGAAUUUUUACACUGUUUGGUUGCAAUUUAAAAUUUGACGCAAAUAGAUAGCAAUAUUCGGAGUGUAUCGGCACAUUCUGAUUUUUCCUUUCUAUAAAACGCUGGUUCAAAAGUGUAAAAAAAAAAACAACUAAUAAUAAUUUUGUACUAUUAACUUGCAUUUUGUGUUUGGGAUUUAAUAUUAUAAAGCAAACACUGAUUUAUAAUUACACCCAUCGACAUCAUGAAUUCAGAGGAAACCUAUCCUAAGCUUGUUGCAGACACUGAUGAAGAUCAAGAGUCAGUCAACGCCCCCGAGGACAACGAAAGCUCUGCUUUCUCGGAAAAGAAUGUUCGAUUAGGUUUCAUAAGAAAGGUAUAUGGUACCCUUCUUUGUCAAUUCCUGGUGACAAUUUUGGUAAUGGUGAUGUUUUUGUACAUAAAAUCAUUGAAACGCUACUCAAGGCACAACGAAUGGAUAUGGAUAACAGCGUUAGUAGUAUGGAUUUUGACAGUUAUUUUAUUUGCUUUCUACGAAGAUACUCGUCGACAUUUUCCACAUAACAUGAUAUUUCUUGGAAUAUUUACCCUCUGUUUGUCUGUCUUGCUUGGAGCUGUUGCUAGUCAUUACGAUGAAGAGGCUGUUUUGCUGGCUGUGGGAAUUACUGCUGGUGUAUGCUUUGGACUUGUCAUCUUCUCCUUUCAAACUAAAUAUGACUUUACCAUGUCCGCCGGAUUUCUCUUUGUGUCCCUCAAUGUCCUCAUCGAGUUUGGAUUUUUUGCGAUCGUUUUAAAUAAGGAGGUUUUGUCUGUAUUCCUCGCUAGCCUUGGAGCUCUGUUAUUUUCAAUUUAUUUUGUUAUUGACAUCCAGUUUAUGCUUGGAGGAAAACACAAAUACAGCCUGUCCCCAGAGGAUUACAUAUUUGCUUCCCUUAAUCUGUACCUGGAUGGCGUCAUCUUGUUCUUUCAUAUCCUGUCUAUUGUUAGAGAAGCCAAAAAAUAGUUCAUUGUCAAAAGGGUUCACAAUGCAAGGAGGUCAAAGUUAUCGAGAUAAAUUGAAUGUCAAAAAUCAUGUUUAUUCCCGACCUAAAUAUUAGAGU